AUGAGGAACUGGAAAGAGCAGUUUGCAGACAAGGUCUCCCGCUCCUCCUGCUACGUAGAGGAACUCUGCGGAAACCGCCCCUGCUUCGUUCAAGCAAACCUUGGCCUCGGGGACGGCACGCGUGGGUUCACGGCGUUGAAACCUCCCAAGGACCUCGUCCUCUUCGACGAGUUCCAGUGCGAGGACGACGACGUCUCGGUCAGCUCAUCCAACAGCGAGGAAAGCAGCGAAUCUUUCAGCUUGAACCUCUCCGGAGGGAGGGAUGAAGCGGCGAACACUAGCUCGAGCUCGCGGCAGAUCCUGGCGGAUGAGUACGUCUUUCUGACGGAGGAGCGAGGUUCGUUCUCACUUCAGACGGGCGCACCCUCCGUCAGCCAAGGGGAAGCGACAGGAAGGGAGGAGGGUCAGUGGGGAGGAGCAACAGGGGCGAAAGUGGUGGAGGGUGGGAGGGAGCUUCAGUCGAAGGAAGACAGGCAGCAAGACAUGAGCAUACCUGCAGAUUUUGCCGUCCACCAGUCCGACCGCACCCCUUCUUACCGAGCCGAGGGUGCCGUCGGAGGAUCAGCCCGGGAGCGCAGGAGACAAGCUCUACCUGCAGCCUGGCGCAAGGGAGAACGGCUGCCCCACGUGAUGGAGGCGAUCAGGGUGAACAAGGAGAACGUGAACAACAACGACCGGGAGUUUGCCAUCCCUGCUGACGUCUCGGUCUCGGCAGUGCCCAAGGACAAGGGACAGGCAGGCGGACAGCAGGACGGGGUCGCGCGCAGGCUCUUCUCCUCCCUGAUCGAGGGCGAGAGGAACGUCCAUGUGGCGGUAGGCAGCUGGAGCAGGGAGAGUCGAGGGGAGAGCAGCAUCCCAAUGGACGUACAGGAGAGCGCAGAGACCAUCCACCACAACCUGACGCUUCCGUCAUGGCCCAAGGAGGAGUGGACGGGGCCGACGAAUGAGGUGGGGAUGAAGGUGGGGAGGGAAGGGAGGAGCAGCAGGGAACGGGCAGGGAACGGAUUUUCUCGCUCCUCCUCCUCGCCGUCGGAAGUUUCCUUCCUGGACGAGAUCAAGAGUUUUCUGGACCGCUACAGGAGCGACUCGCAGGAGGAAAGGCAACUUUACAGCUCGCACGACUCCCCCCGCUUUCUCCCCGCUGCCAACGUGGUCGGGACUUCAUCGCUCCCAUCAGAGGGGGAGGAGGAGCUGGAGCUGGACGUGGACGGGCUGAUCUUGGCGGAUCUCUCAAUCUCCCAGGACGCAAGCCUCCGCCUGGUCACCGAGCAGCCAGCAGCAAGUGCUUUCUCCCCUCCUGCCUCCUCCUCAGCCGCAGGCGCUGGCAGACAGCCCGAGCCUCACAUGGUCGAAGCAGAAGACGGCAGGGCCGAACCUCCCCCGCGCCCCCCGCGCCCCUCCCGCAGCAGAUGCUGCUUGGUCGACGCCCCGGCACCAGACCCGGACAAACAGGAGAGCACCGUCAUGGUUUGA
Messenger RNA from Guillardia theta CCMP2712, 1473 nucleotides. RefSeq lists its product as hypothetical. NCBI's taxonomy places the organism in Eukaryota, Cryptophyceae, Pyrenomonadales, Geminigeraceae. The coding region runs from base 1 to 1473 and encodes 490 amino acids. The transcript is spliced from 2 exons. The record is from RefSeq and is a predicted model, not a curated record.